Messenger RNA from Penicillium chermesinum, 513 nucleotides. RefSeq lists its product as uncharacterized. The coding region runs from base 1 to 513 and encodes 170 amino acids. The transcript has a single exon. The record is from RefSeq and is a predicted model, not a curated record. NCBI's taxonomy places the organism in Eukaryota, Fungi, Ascomycota, Eurotiomycetes, Eurotiales, Aspergillaceae.
AUGUCUGGAUCAGGUAUUCUCGCUCAAUGGCAGGCGUCUCGUGCCGUUCUUGUGGUCCCAAUGGGCGACGUCCAGUUUCUUUCUUUCCAACAAAUGGCGGCCAUUGGUACCAGGGACCUUGGCUCAUGCUCUGUCGUUAUCAUAACAUCCGCACAUGGUGCCAUUCUUGCUCAUAUCCCUCCCCAACCCUUGCAACCAUCGCCCGACCCGUUCGCCGGUGAUAACAACGCUCGUUAUAUGAUGAGUCGCGUGGCUGCUCUAUAUCAACAAAACAGAGGGUACUUUCCUUCAGCGGACACGGCCGUCGUUUGUGCUUGGUUCCAAGGAGCUGUGGCUUUGCCUGAUCAGAUGGAGAUAAUGACUUCAUCUCUUCGACAACUGGGACUCAAUCCAGUCAUCAGAACAUAUCAUGUGCCUGGAAAUCGGAAUCUCCCUGGCCAGGGAACUGUGAUUGCCAUCAAGGUUGCCAACCAGAAUAGGGCUCAAAUAUACGUGGAGGAUCGUCCGAUCUAG